AUGGGAGAAGGAGGCUAUGAGUGGAGAGGAUACGGGUUUCUGGUUCUGAACAAGCUUGUUCUCCCCGUCGUCUGUAGAAAGCGGGUUGGCGGGGAGAUAAGCAGGAGGAGGAGGAGGAGGAGGAGGAGAGGAGGAGGAGGAGGAGGAGGAGGAGGAGGAGGAGGAGGAGGAGGAGGAGGAGGAGGAGGAGGAGGAGGAGGAGGAAGCGGGAAGCAGCGGAGGAGGAGGAAUACGAUUUGGGGGAGGAAGCGGGAAGCAGCGGA
This is a messenger RNA of Closterium sp. NIES-65, 263 nucleotides long. The record is from the annotation of a GenBank genome assembly. NCBI's taxonomy places the organism in Eukaryota, Viridiplantae, Streptophyta, Zygnematophyceae, Desmidiales, Closteriaceae.